Molecule: messenger RNA, 1000 nt
Organism: Panicum hallii
Lineage: Eukaryota; Viridiplantae; Streptophyta; Magnoliopsida; Poales; Poaceae
Product: OTU domain-containing protein 7A-like
Exons: 1
Coding region: 243-662 (139 amino acids)
Source: RefSeq, a predicted model, not a curated record
UCUUUUAACCGGAAAUUUAUAUCUUGUGAUACGCCAGGAAGCCUGGCCUACACGGGAGGCGUUCCUAAAUUAAAAAGGAAGCAACAGGCAGCAGAGCAACAGAGAGAGAAAGAGCCCCUCUCUCCCACGACCCCCACGCCUCGCUCGCGGAUCGCCCGCGCCGGAAGCCAAAGCAAAGCCACGGGGAGUCGGGAAGGGAGGAGCGAGCAAGCGAGGAGGAGGAGGAGGAGGAGGGGGGCAGCAUGGACGCGCGCAGGAAGAAGGCGCCCGCCGAGGCCGCGAAGAAGCGGCCGGGAGGCGGCGCGCGCGGGCCCAGGCCCGGCGCGUCCCCGGCGGCGCCGCCCGCGGACCCCACCGGGAGCGGCGCGGCGGCGGCGGAGUGCGCGGCGGCGUGCUGCGUGCUCUGCGCGUGCCUGCCCGUGGCCGUGCUCUGCUGCGUGGCGCGCGCGCCGCUCCGCGUCGCGCGGCGGUGCUGCGGGCGGUGGAGGCGGCGGCCCCGGCGGCGGCUCGCGCCGGGGGGCUCGUCGUCCUUCUCGGACGCCGAGGUCGGGGAGUUCCUGCAGGGCGGCGCCGGCGCCCGCAGGCGGGCAAUGGGGCGGGAGGAGGGCCAGGCCCCGGCUCGGUCGCGCUCGCCGCGCGGUCGCGGCGGCCGGACGACCUAGCAGCAGCCGCCUCCGGCGCCGGCGCGCCGCCGCCUCGGGAUCGGAGGAGAUUAUUAGCGUCAAGUUAGUCAGUUACUGACAUUUCCCCGAUUUUUUUUCCUCUGCAAUUUUGUUGUAACCACAACCAGAGGAUCUGCCAAGUAGGAUCUGGUGCUGUUUACAUUUGCUCCUCCUCGGCUCCGUUUAGCUAAUUAGCUCAUCCAGAAAAAGGAAAAAAAAAAAGUUGAUAUCACGCCGAUCUUACAAGGCCAUGGCAAAGUGCCCAAGUGCAGUGUUCUCUCUCAGUCUCUCUUUUUUUCUCUGUACAUGGUCCGAUCAUUCAAGAGCUACAUUUACCA